Messenger RNA from Aspergillus welwitschiae, 3224 nucleotides. Its product is annotated as SLM1 family PH domain-containing protein. The record is from RefSeq and is a predicted model, not a curated record. Lineage: Eukaryota; Fungi; Ascomycota; Eurotiomycetes; Eurotiales; Aspergillaceae. Bases 14 to 2518 code for a protein of 834 amino acids. The transcript is spliced from 4 exons.
CUCCUGUCCAGCCAUGGCUAUGGCCGUUAGGUCGCAAACGCCAGUGCAGGACACUUACGGCUCCAUCCUACACCACCCCGAUCUGCUGUUGAAUCGCGGUUACAGCACGCGCUCCAGCUCCCGACCGAAUUCGAUCGUCGCCAGCACCUCCGGUUACCUUGCGCACGGCGCCAACCCUGAGGCACCAACCUCCCACCCGUUUAACGGCCGCUUCCACGAGGAAUUCGAUGUCGCCAGUCAGCGUGACUCGGUUGUUGUGGACGGACCAUCCGGCAUGCAGCGAUCCGCUUCCCAAAUGUCACAGACCCGUUCCGCGACCCCGACGCGGACCAGUACAUUGAAGAAGAAAGCAUCCCUCAGCAAGAGGGGCAGUAUGCGCCGCAGCGGUAGCAAGCGCAGCUUGCGCGCGGGUAGCGUACGGAGUCUGGUUUUGGGCGACAAAGAGAAGUAUGGCGCCGAUGGCGAAGAUCCGAACAGCGCCUUUUAUGUUCCUAUUCCCACGAAUGGAAGCCCGACUGAGGUCCUUGCAAAUCGCUUUCAAUCAUGGCGCAAGGUCCUGAAGGACCUCAUUAUCUUCUUCAAGGAGGUCCAGAAGUCCUACGAAACCCGAUCGAAAUUGUUCCUGUCAGCAUCCAACAUUAUGCAAAACACAUCGCUUCCGCCCACGUUCCUCAAGUCUGGAGGUCUGUCCGAUGCGACCGAGAUUUUGCGUGAUUUUCACCGACAAGGAUACCUGGAAGCGAACAAAGCCGCGGAGGUGGAAAGCGAAGUCGUGAACCAGCUCAUGGGCCUGCGAAACGAUCUGCAAAAGAAGACCAAGGAAAUCCGGGGUCUCUCUGGUGAUUUCCGCAACUCCGUGGAAAAGGAAGUCGACGCCACCCGCAAGACGGUCCGACACUUGCACGAGGCGCUGGGUCUGGUUGACACCGACCCUUCCGCAACCUCCGGCAGAGGCGAUCCUUUUAUUGUCCGACUGGGCGUAGACAGGCAAAUUGAGAAGCAAAUCGAGGAGGAAAACUACCUACACCGAGCCUUUUUGAAUCUGGAACAUUCUGGUCGCGAGCUCGAAUCCAUCGUUGUAGGCGAGAUUCAGAAAGCAUAUAACGCAUAUGCCAGCAUACUCAAGCGUGAGGCAGACGAGACAUACGACACCGUCGAGAAACUCCGCGCGGGGCCGAUCUCCAUGCCUCACGAUCACGAGUGGAACUCUUUCAUCGCGAACACGGAUGAACUGGUCGAUCCGCGCGUUCCUCUUCGCGAUGUGGAGAAUAUCACAUACCCGGGUAGGGAUCAUCCCGCGGCAGUGGAGGUCCGAUCCGGAAUGUUGGAGCGCAAAAGCAAGUACCUCAAGAGCUAUACACCCGGCUGGUAUGUUCUGUCUCCUACUCAUCUUCACGAAUUUAAAUCUGCCGAUCGAGUCGCAUGGCAACAACCGGUGAUGUCAUUGAACCUUCCCGAGCAGAAGCUGGGGUCGCAUUCGCAGCCAGACUCGACGUCGCACAAAUUCAUGCUCAAGGGGCGACAAACCGGGACAAUGCACCGGGGUCAUUCCUGGGUCUUCCGUGCGGAAUCGCACGAUACGAUGAUGGCCUGGUAUGAAGACAUCGAGAGCCUCAUCUCGAAGACUGGCGAGGCUCGGAAUGCAUAUGUGAGGCAGCAUAUCCGAACUGUGAGUGGCAUGAGUUGGCGGAACAGCAGUGAUGGGAUGGAUGAAGACGAAGCAGACCGCACACCGUACUCUGCAGAGUCAGCAGUCUUGCACCAGGAACGCCCGACGUCUCAGCCUCGCGAACCGGGCGGGCGUUUCCCCAGUGACGUGCAAAUAGACCGCCAUUUGGAGGCUCCACUGUCGCCCUCUAGUGGAGAGAGCUCUGGCGAGAGAGAUCUUCUGGCCGCAGCCGGCUCCUUACCUGAUGGUCGGGAUUCUUUCAGCAAUGAUGUAGAGAUGGGCCAGAACCGUGCGGGCAGCGCUGCAGCAGCAGCUCCAGUGGAGAGACACGAUAGCUACUAUGGCAGCUGGAUGGGCACGUCAGACGGCGGUCGACAGAGACAGCUUGGCCAACACACCCAGAACAUGAAUGACAACCGGGAAAGAGUCGGAUCUGAUCGAGGGAGUACCGCCAAUUUAUAUGUGGCGGGGCUUGGGUCCGCAAAAUCUCGCGACCCUUCUUUGACCCGCCAGAGGGAGCGCGGCGAGAGCACAUCAACCGCACCAACCACGACGAAUGUAACCGACUACACUCAUACCACCGUGCCGACGUCGAUUGAUGAACGGGAAGAAUCCGACGCUCAAGAUGACGGCCUGGUGGGCGACGGUGUGGGCAUUACGAAGCAGCAAUCGGCGGCUUCGGUAGACGGCUCAUUGCGGACGCCACUGGCUGGACCUGUCACAACUGAUCCGGCGGCUGCCUCGCAAACCGGAAGCCUCAGGCGUCCUCCACCGCAGUCUAAGAAUAGUGUUUCGACGCUUGAACUGCAGAUUCCAGGCCAUUAUCCUCCCACCGGUAUGGCUGCGUAAGCAACAACCGUGCUCUUGCGUGCAACAAGAGGCGCACUGUUGCUGAUUUCCUAUGUUAACCAUUUUCUUUUGUUGAUUUCCUUUGUUCCUUUCCUAUGUACAUUAUUCUCACGCAUGCAUAUGUGGAUGUGGUGACCUUCUGUCACAUCAGAAGGACGACCACUCACUUCCAAAACCGGGAACGCUGAAGUCAGGCAAUGAGCCUACUACGCUGCGCCCCUAACAUUUUUGACAUAUCACUUUAUCGGCGUUGCAAUGUGACAGGUGGUGGUAAUCGGUCGAUGGAUGGACGGACCGGAUGGACGGCUGGAUGAUCAAGGCGUUUGGUACAAUUCUGGAUAACUGGCUGGGGACUUGUUUCUUUCUUUAUUUCUUGCACUUAUGCACCGUUUGCGAUGCCUGGUUUCUUCAGUUCUCUGUACAAUAUUCCCCGACCAUUUGGACUUCUUCAAUUCUUCAUCUUAUUUCUGCUUCAGCUGGUUGAUCUAAGCUUUCUUUCUGCGUCUGAUAUUUUGCAUGCUUGCUGCUUUGCUUGUUUUGAACCUGGUCUGGUCGUCGGGAGUUUGAAUCCUCGGAUGGUAGCAUGCAAACAAACACACGGAUCGUUUGUCUUUGAGCAGGACUUUGGAUAUUUAUCUAUAUAGCUUGCGAAUGAACUGAACUGAAUUCACAACAUGCCCUCUGGGAAGAUAAAUAGGGAGGCGCU